AUUGACCAUAUGAAACGAUAGAGCAACCUCGACUCUAUAUAGUGUAAAAAUAUCAGCUCUUUAUCUUUUGUCCUUAUGGAAUUAUUCAAAAAAUGCCCACGGCCAUUUAAUUCUGAAAUGGGCAGUAAUUCAAUACGAGUAUUAAUGCAGAACAUUGUUGUCCUAAUCAUGAAUUUGAUCGAGCAUUUAAUAUCUACGAUCAAAAAACGAAAUAGUACUAUUGAAUUACGAGAAUCUUGUCGAUUAAUUUGGAUUAUAGAAAGAUCAAUAAUAGUAGAAAGAAUAUCAAACUUUAUUGAAUGUGCAAAUAUGGCUGAUGAUAGAAGUUUAAAUUAUGAACAGAAAUACUUCUUAAUGUUAGUAUGGAACAAUAAGUUUUUUUCAGAUGUAGAAAACAAUGAUUUUAAGACUGUUGGAGUUCAUAUGCUUUUUAUAUGAUUUUGUUUUUUUCUACAUUACAUAUUUUUGAAAAUCUGAAGAGAUAUAAGUAUAUCUUCUUACAUUCUUCAUUCACUUUAAUUUAUUAUGUCACAGAAUUCAGCAGAAAUAUUUAUUUUGAAAAAUCUACUGCUUGAUAAAUGGGAUGUGAACUGAAUUCAUAUAGUAUCAAUUAAAUCUAAACUACUGCAUGACAAUUAUGGUCGACUGACAUGUAUAAUAAUUCACUCUGGUUUGUUCAGAAGAAUAUUAAAAUGAAGACUAAUCGAAAGGCUCAUUUGAUACAGAUUCAAAAAAAUAAUUUUCCCAGACAACUACUCAUAUAUUAACGAACAAGUUUUCUUCGUUUCACUUUUUUCACUUAAUUUCAAUCUAUAAAUGAAAGAACCGAUGUAAAGCAAGACAUUUACAUCAGAAUCAAUCAUUAGUUCGAAUCAAGAACAAUCAUCAAUAUCAAAUGUAGAAAAGAUCAAUUUAGAUACACAAAUUGAUGAUAUUCGUUCUAAUUCAAAAAAUUCAUCUAGUCUUCCAGAAGCAAUUGUUGAAACUCUUCAACCAUUGAUAUCAUCAACAAUCGAUACUAAUAAAACAAAUCCAGGUUAA
This is a messenger RNA of Rotaria sp. Silwood2, 1041 nucleotides long. Lineage: Eukaryota; Metazoa; Rotifera; Eurotatoria; Philodinida; Philodinidae. The record is from the annotation of a GenBank genome assembly.